This is a messenger RNA of Armigeres subalbatus, 4814 nucleotides long. It is a transcript of the gene Usp16-45, whose product is annotated as ubiquitin carboxyl-terminal hydrolase 16/45. Gene Ontology annotation, biological process: protein deubiquitination. NCBI's taxonomy places the organism in Eukaryota, Metazoa, Arthropoda, Insecta, Diptera, Culicidae. The coding region runs from base 210 to 2996 and encodes 928 amino acids. The record is from RefSeq and is a predicted model, not a curated record. Gene Ontology annotation, molecular function: cysteine-type deubiquitinase activity; zinc ion binding. The transcript has 4 exons.
AAAAAUACGACGAAAUUCUUCAACUUUCCAUCAGCAGCAGCAGACAAAGUGACGAACGAGAAGAUGGAACCUUUUGCUCCGUACGUAUUUUAGGUCGUGUUAGAAGUGAAUUUUGUGCCCAAAAUCUUCGUUUCCGACGCAGAAAUUGUAGUGCAAAACUGACCGAGCCCGUCCCGACUGUGGGGGAUCCCGACGACAAGUGCGCCGCGAUGGUGAAGAAAAAGUGCAAUGACAUUAGGGACGACGAUUCCUCGACGGAGUCGAACGACGACGCAAGGCUGCCCGCCCACCAGGCUCCGGGCGAAAAAUGUAUCCACGUCAAGAAGGCCAUCGAUCCGACGAUGGUGAAGAAGAAACUGAAAUUGAAGGGACUGGAGAAGCAGUGCUCCAAAUGUGCGGAGGAUAAUUCGAAGCCCAGCCCGGUUCUGGCAGCGGUGGGAGAUGGACUGGAACUUGAAGAGGAGCAGCUCGUGUUGAGCCUGUGGUUGUGUUUGCAGUGCGGUACGCAGCUUUGUGGACGGUACUGCAAACAGCAUGCUCUCGAACAUUGCAAGGUUCCCCGCUCCGAGUCCCACGUGAUAGCGAUGAAUACGACGGAUUUCCGGGUUUGGUGCUACCAAUGCGACACCGAGAUAAAACCACAGAUGGUGCCCAAGCUGCUCGACUGCUUCGAGUGCGUGAAGCGUGAGGCGGAAAAGGUAAAGGACGACCCGCCAAAGAUUGUCGACGUCGAACGAAAAUUGCAAGCUGCGGCAAGCGAACUCCGUGCAGUCAUGGGCGGUGCCGUUCCCACGCCGGUCGUAUCCGGAUCAUCCGUCACCUCCAGCACGAUGGGACUGUCCAAUUCAAUAAAUGCAUCCACGACUUCUUCUACCACACCAAAUUAUCGAGAUCUGCGAUUGGACAUCGUUCGGAACCCCGCUUCGUCCAUAAUCGAUGGUCUGCCACGAGUUCGAGGACUAUCCAAUCUCGGCAACACCUGCUUCUACAACGCAGUGCUCCAAUGUCUCGCACGGACUCCCUUCCUGUUGGAUGUGCUGAAAGAAUCCGCUGCCGAGGGGGAGAAAUUUCAGCUUCCUGGGGGACCACACAAAAUGAAGGAUGGAACCGAAACGGAACUGAUUCCCAUCAGCGGCACACUGAAACCCUGGGGAAGUGUGACGGAAGCGCUAGCCGAAACGAUCACCGAUCUGCAAGCCGGAGGAGGUGUUUUCUCGCCCAGUAAACUUCGACAGCAGUUGAUCAACAAGUGGCCCCAGUUUGCCGGAGCGGAACAGCACGAUUCGCACGAGCUGUUGCGGCAUCUGCUGGAGAGUGUUCGGAACGAGGAUUUGAGAAGGUACCAACUAGUGAUUCUUAUUUCGCUUGGCUUCAAACGCAAUGUUGACCCUCAGUCGGUGGAGGAAACCAUGAAGGAAAAAAUAAAGUUCUACGGUAUGCAAGCAGCCGAUCGCAUCUUCCGUCCGGAACCGGUGUUCCGUGGCUUCCUCGUAUCAACUCUAACCUGCCAGGACUGCUAUCACGUGUCCUCACGACACGAAUCCUUUCUGGAUCUUUCGCUACCCGUAAGUGUCGAGAAGCCACAACCCCCGAUCCGGCGAAAAGGAAGUCCAGAACCUGACUAUGGCUAUGGCGCGUCUUCCUCGUCCUCCGUCACCAACAGCAAACCUUUGAGCAACAAGGAACGCCGACGAGUCAAGAAAGCCGCUGCCAAGAAAGAGAAAAACUUAAUCAAUUUGAACGCCACGGCGACAGUCGUUGCGCCAUCGACUAAUGACGCAGGAACGGAUUCCGGCCCGGGGGGCGCAGUCGAUGGUGAUUCCGGUGCCGACGAUGACGACGGAAUGUCCGAUGCGGACGUGGAAGACAAUCUAACCGACGAUUCCCAACCCAAAAGGCUUGGCUCUGCUCAAGUAGACCAGAACGGCAAUCAACAGUUGAUUGGACCGGAGAAGGCCGACGAUACGCCAGAGAAUCCGAACAAAGAGGGCGUCGGGGGUGGCACUGACGCCAAUGUGGUUUGUGAAUUAGGUCUCAGCGCAGGAGGUGUGGCCAAUAUGAUGGAGAAGAUCUCUCUGAACUCUAGCGGCGAUCAACAACAGGAGGAAUUGGAUGCCAAAAAGUUGAAGAUGCGUCGCCAGAGGACCUACAGCCAUGCCGACUGGGGGAGCACGUUGGCUCCGCGCUAUCAAUGCGAAGAUAAUGAGUGUUCGAUACAGUCCUGCCUGAACGGAUUCACGGCCGUCGAACUCAUGACGGGCAGCAACAAAGUUUGCUGUGACGCUUGCACCGAGCGGAUCAACGGAAAGGACGGCAAAUCAGUCAACACGAACGCAACGAAACAAUUUUUGAUUUCCUCCCCACCGGCAGUCCUUAUUCUGCACUUAAAACGCUUCCAAGUUGGACCCCGUGGAAUGAUACGCAAAAUUACCAAACCCGUCACGUUCCCCUUUGUGUUGGACAUUGCACCGUUCUGUGGAUCCAAAGUCAAAAAGCUGCCCAACGUCAACCAGGGCCAGAAAAAAUUGCUCUAUUCAUUGUACGGAAUAGUGGAACAUUCGGGAACCAUGCACGGGGGGCACUAUGUAGCCUACGUGAAAGUUCGCCCGCAGUUACCGAGAGACGACCCGAGAUGGGAGUUCCUGCCGAAGGGAUCCAAGGCGGAACUGGACCAAAAGGACGAAGAAGCCAUCCAGCUGGAGAAGGAAAUCGCCAAAGAGCAAGCUCGCAAUCUGACCAUGGCUGCCCGCGAUAGCGACGAUGCACUGAGUUCCUCCAGCAGCGUGUCGAGUUGCCGUUCCAGCACGGGAACGACAAAUUCCGAGGGCGAGGAGGAAGGCGCCGUGGGCUACACACCGAAGCCAGAAGUCCUGCCGGAUGUGGACCCACCGCCCGGUAAGUGGUACUAUGUGUCCGACAGUCACGUUCGCGAAACCACCGAACAGCAGGUGCUGAACGCCCAGGCCUAUCUGCUGUUCUACGAGCGGAUCUUCUAGGGUGGGUUGCGGAAAGAGGACGAAUAAUGGCGGCAGGGUUCGGGAGAUUGUGGGGUUUUCGAUUAUCUUGUGCGCUGGUUAGCAUGAAUUAAUAGAUUUGCUACUGUUUGGAAAGUGAGGUCAGAUUAUAUGUUCGAAUGGAACAGUACGAGAAAGAGUUUUAAAAUUUCUAUUCGUGAGACGUAUUCAGCCUUCAAACGGAUCCUGUUCUUAAUUGAUUCUUGAAGAAAUUUUGAUGGUUCUUCUGUUUUCCCCUGAAUCCAUUGAAUCCACUGACCAAUCUAUGUUUCUAACAAUCUCCUUUACGCCUUCAGAAUGAAGAAUUGAAGUUUAGCGAAAGUUGCAUUCAUUGUUAACAACGUGCUCUGUUGUAUUUUGGUAAGCAGUAAAUGAGAAAACAUCGCUUAAGAUACACAGCAUAAACGAGCCUGCAUUAGCGAUCCAGGAUCGCGAGUGUGCUUAUGGGUUAAUUAGGUUGAUAUCAUGGUUCUUGUUCACAGCAUUAAUGCAGCUUUCGUUCUAUAACUUAUUAUGCGAAAUUGUGGAAAAUUGCUUUAACUCUUCCUUAUUUACAUGACAACAAUAACAUUCGAAUGAAUGCGGUCUUAGGCAAAUAUCAACGCCACGUCCGAGCCAGUGUGAAGUAAAGAAAAGUAAAGCUUGCAGCACUCCAUUUGAUGCUGGGUAUUUCCCACUGCACUUGCUUAGACGUGGAAUAUGAAAUGCGCAAAUUCUAUUUGGCACGUUUAUGGCUCUAGCUUUCGAGUAACUCUCGUCUUUAAAAUUUAGUUUACUCUGGAAUUGCAUUCACCUAUUUCUAUUUAUCAUGAAUGUAAUUUUCGGAUUGAAGAUUCAAACGAAAAUAAGAAAGUUCUGAAAUUCUUUGCUAAAUAUCUCACGUUGAUUUUGCUAGUUCUGCUUAAACUUAAAACCCACUUGUUAAGACAAGAUUCUACUUUCACUAAAUCUGUCUACCAAUGUCCCUUCUUGCGCCAUCUGGAGUGUGCAUUUACGUGUUUCAAGAGAGCGGUAUGUAGACGGACGGAGCCCGUUUUAUAUGCAAUAUUCAAAUGAUUUGUUGUUACUCAAAGUGUUUUUUUUUCUUUCACGGAAACGAAAAUGAAAUCUGUUUUAAUUUAUUAUAAAGGUUGUCAUCAUUCGAUGUACAAAAACGACAGUUGCUAGACUACCCCUAAAGAGUUUGUUGAUUGAUAGACCUAAAUUAGAUGUAGACUUAAAUCUUUUGCGUCAAUACCAAUCCCAUACCUUCUUUAACUAAAAGAGCUAUAACAGCUGUACUAAAAAAUAGGCACGAUAGAUCGGGAUUAAGUUAAGAAAAAUGAAAGGUGUGAAAGAAUAGAAAUCUGAAAUAAGAGUAGUCUUUAUUCGAUCAAUAAUUGAAAAUAAAUAAAGAGGAAAAAGGCAAGAAUGGCUGCUUAUUGUUAUCGAAAAUACGCGCGGUGCCCGCAAGUUUUACUACACGAAACCAUUUACCUACUAACAAUUACCUACCUACUUCAAUCAACAAAUACCGUACCGAAUAUAAAUCUUUGCAUUAACACUAUUAACUACUUAUCGCAAGCAAAAACGGAACCGCAACGGAGACAGCAUUGUACAAUACAUGAAUAGAAUAUAAUACGCUGAUGGAUUCAAACACUUCAACACGUAAGUCUUUUUGCCUAGCGAGCCUCAGAAUAUGAUAUACAUAAGAGCAGAUUUAAACUAUAAUUAAGUACGUAUGUAAGGUACGUAUACUAUGUCGGCAUUCAGGAAAGAUUUUUUUUUUGAACUCAAAAUAAACAUUAUUGCGCUGCAGCA